This is a messenger RNA of Etheostoma cragini (Arkansas darter), 599 nucleotides long. RefSeq names its product retinoblastoma-like protein 2. Gene Ontology annotation, biological process: cell differentiation; negative regulation of G1/S transition of mitotic cell cycle; regulation of transcription by RNA polymerase II. Lineage: Eukaryota; Metazoa; Chordata; Actinopteri; Perciformes; Percidae. Gene Ontology annotation, cellular component: transcription regulator complex; chromatin. Bases 24 to 389 code for a protein of 121 amino acids. The record is from RefSeq and is a predicted model, not a curated record. Gene Ontology annotation, molecular function: RNA polymerase II transcription regulatory region sequence-specific DNA binding. The transcript is spliced from 2 exons.
AUCAUUGUUGGUAAGAAGAAUGGAUGUCUGCUGUUGUGUGUGUGCAGGUGGACACCCCCCCUCUGUGUCCGUACCCCACCCUGAGGAAAGGCUCCCCAAGACGGAUGCUUCUGUCCAGCAAACACUCCAUCUACAUCUCCCCCCACAAGGCCGGCUCGACCCCGACACCCCCGGGGGCCCGAGACAACCUCUACUACUACAUCUGCAGCAGCCCCCCCAACCGUCUGCAGGAGAUCAACAGUCUGAUCCGGACCGGAGAGACCAGGACCAGGAAACGCAGCCUCGCUCUGGACGAGGAGACGUCGCCCAAGAGGGGUUGUCCUGACAACCACUCGGCUCUGAUCCGCCGCCUGCAGGACGUCGCCAACGAUCGCAGCUCCUCACACUGAGAACACACACACACACACACACACCACACACACCACACACACACACGGGGGGGGGGGGGUAAGUAGUGUAAAUUUCAUCAGACGCGACUAAAAAUAAAUUAAUUUAAUUAUUCGAUCAUGACGUGUAAUUAUAUGACUUGUUUUAUGUGUAUUAUGUACUAUGACUAACUAGUUGUAACCAGUAGUGUGUUUUAUUGAACCAAAAACAAU